Molecule: messenger RNA, 919 nt
Organism: Ixodes scapularis (black-legged tick)
Lineage: Eukaryota; Metazoa; Arthropoda; Arachnida; Ixodida; Ixodidae
Product: low molecular weight phosphotyrosine protein phosphatase-like
Exons: 5
Coding region: 302-775 (157 amino acids)
Biological process (GO): protein dephosphorylation
Cellular component (GO): cytoplasm
Molecular function (GO): acid phosphatase activity; non-membrane spanning protein tyrosine phosphatase activity
Source: RefSeq, a predicted model, not a curated record
UGCGAAUCAUGCGAGUUCAGAGUUCACAAGAGAGGGUGUCCGCAAAAGAGGGCAUUUCCUCCUUCCCCUCCUUUACAACUGCUCGUGUUUCGCUUUCGCCCCUGUACCUGCCUGUACCUUUGGCAACGCUUUGAACCAUGUGAAGUCAGUGAAGCAAGUGAAGUCGCUGAGUGGUCAGUUGCUCAGUUUCAGUUUAGUCUAGGGAGAGGGAGGUUGUCAGUUUGUGCACUAGAAUCUCGAAAAGCUAUAGUAAUCGGGAUAAUACCAAUUAUACUAUUGCAGUUAACGCCAGAAAUCGCAAAUGGCAGCGUCUUCCAAGUCUGCGCUUUUCGUCUGUCGAGGAAACAUCUGCAGAUCUCCGAUUGCAGAGGCAGUCUUCCAACAUGUUGCCAAGGAAAGAGGAGUCCUGGCUGAGUGGAACAUCGACAGUGCAGGAACGGUCGACAAGCACGUAGGCAAUGCCCCAGACAGGAGAGCAAUCCAAUGCAUGAAGGACCACAACGUUGAAAUGGAUCAUCGGGCCAGGCAGGUCACACUCGACGACUUCCGAGACUUCCAGUACAUCUUCGCCAUGGACAACGCCAACAUGAAUUACCUGACAUGUUUGGCGCCAAAGAGCUCCAAGGCCAAAGUCGAGCUCCUUGGCAAAUACGAUCCCGAAGGCCAGAAAACCAUCCGUGACCCCUAUAAAGACAGUGGCAGCCAGGGCUUCGAAGAGGUGUACGCACAGUGCCUGAGCUGCUGCAACGGAUUCUUUGACCAGCUUAGCAGCUGAGCGCCACCCUGGGCCGUUCAACCCUGGGCCUCGCUGUCGUUGAUAAACCACUGCUUGUACAAGGUGCCCAGGCUGCCCGUCGACACAAGCAGCUGUUGACCUGUCAAAGUUCAAAUAAACAUUUUCUUGCAGGCCUGCACUCCA